Xiphophorus hellerii (green swordtail) is the source of this 1907-nucleotide messenger RNA. RefSeq names its product prosalusin-like. Lineage: Eukaryota; Metazoa; Chordata; Actinopteri; Cyprinodontiformes; Poeciliidae. The transcript is spliced from 3 exons. The record is from RefSeq and is a predicted model, not a curated record. Gene Ontology annotation, cellular component: endoplasmic reticulum lumen; nuclear envelope. The coding region runs from base 276 to 887 and encodes 203 amino acids. Gene Ontology annotation, molecular function: ATP binding; ATP hydrolysis activity.
UUUCUGAGAUUAAUCUCAAAAUGUCUUUAUUUAAAUCACCGCUCCAGCCCCGUUUUCUGUCUAUAAUGGCCCAGAAAUACCUUCACAGUUUUCUGUGAAAAAUCAGCCGGACUGUGAUCCUCCAACGUGUCCUGCUUCGCGUCGUUCUGGGAUUUGUAGUCCCUUUAGUGACCACGUUCGGUACAUCUGCAUCACUUCCGGUUUCCUUAAAGAACUACAAGCGGCCCGGCGGUGCUCUGAGGAAAACAGCGGAGGUUUUCCGGUUGGGAACCAAAAUGCUGGCCGUCCUGCCGGCGCUGCUGCUGCUGCUGCUGCUGCUGCUGCUGCUGCUCAGCUCCAGGUCGGCCUGCGGCGUCUUCCAGAAGCUUUACUGCAGCUUCUCAGACAGCUGCGACUGCGACUUCAAGCCCAACAUCAGAGACUUGGAGUGGGACCUGUACAAGAAUGUCUUCGGUCAGCACCUGGCCCAGGACCUGGUCGCAGAAGAGGUUUCCAGGUUCCUCCUCAAUAAGAGCCCGGAUCGGCCCCUGGUUCUGUCCUUCCACGGCUCCUCUGGGACCGGGAAGACGCUGGUCAGCACCAUGCUGGGGAACCACCUGUACGGCUCGGCCAUGAGCAGCCCCUUCGUCCACCAGUUCGUCCCCGCGUUCCACUUCCCUUCAGCCGAGCGCGUCGCUCAGUACCAGGUUUCAGACCAUGGCCACCAUGUUGGCCGUCAACGUGUUGGGAUGCACGGGAUCGACGGAGGAGCGGGCCGCCCUGCUGCACAAAGUCAUCCAGAUCGCAGCCGAGCUGAAGACCACCACAGGCGACAUGUUCGGCUUCGCCGCCGUCAUGAGAGCGCUGGAGCUGCCGCAGGUGAGAGGAACGGGCCGGAUCAGCAUUAAUGCUGCGGUUUGCUAACCUUUACUGAUGGACAGCUGGGAUGGAUGGAGCUGUGGAGUGUUUACCUCUUACACACAGAGAAUAAAACACAAUGAGCUGAACUCUGACCUGGUUAUCUCUGGCUGUAAAGGUACAAAGAUUGCUGUUAUAAUUAAACUAGCUGCUGUUAUUUAUGUCAAAGUUGGAGCUUUAGUUUGGAAAGCCAGACAAUAGUGUAAAUGUGCCACAUGUGAUCCUUAAUUUGACUCUUUCUUGCCAAAAAUGAAGAUACAUUUUAAAACUAAACACAGCAUCUUUGUUGUUAAAGCAGCAGGAAGAGAGGAGAGCAGAAGGUGAUCAAUUUUCCACCAUGAAUCCAUCAAACUGCUGCUUUUUUUCCUGUCUGAGGCCAAAUUCACUCAGCAGCUGAUUUUUUUUUUUCAUGCAAGAAAAUCCCAAUUUAUUGGUAUUUUCCAUUCCCAAUAUGAUAUUACUGGAUAUGACUCAGUCAUAUCCAGUUCCGUUACUGGAUAUUACUGAGUUAUAUCCAAUAAUAGGACUGGAUAUGACUCAGUUCCAAAUAAUGGAACUGAGUCAUAUCUGGUGUUUUCAAAGCGUCUGCGGUCUGAACCGUCAUGUCGCAUUUUACCCGACUUUUACAUCAUUGCCACGAGGCAUGUGUCAUAAUUCUGCACCAGAAUAAGCCAGGCAAUAAAACUGGAUGUAAGAAACGGCUGAAAAUUAGAAUAAUGAGAUUGUGAAUGCAGUCUGUCAGUGAACGCAUCACAUCCCAACCCCAGCACUCCUGGUCCGACUCCACAUCCAAUCGGACUUCUCUACAGCAGCUGCAGUCAACGACCCGUUGCUGUUCGCUGGGUUUCCUUUUAUCAGCUUCCUUCAUCUGGUUUCGAUGCUGUCGGCUCCAAAUAACUUUAAAAUGUAUCCUUAGACAGCGGCAGCCAUUUUUCCACACAGAAGUCUGAUUUCAGUUGCAAUUAAUUUUAGAAUGAACAACCAUGCAAAAAAAAAUUGAAUUUCCACAA